AUGAGAUUUGUACAAUUUUGUUACAAAACUAAAUUACCAAGACUUGGGAUUCAAUUAGAGCCAAAUGGAAAAAUAGUGGAUUUAAAUGCAAAUAAUUCAAACCUACCAAAUUCAUUAUUAGAAUUAAUUAGGGGAGGAAAUGAUCUUUUAACUGAUGUUAAAAAAACUCUAAAAAGUUCAUCUGAAUCAAUUUUACAAGAAGAUGUUAAAUUACUGCCUCCAAUAACAAAUCCAGAUAAAAUCAUUUGUGUUGCCCUCAAUUAUAAAGAUCAUUGUAAUGAAUAUGGAUUGCCAUUUCCUCAAGAACCUAUAUUUUUUUCUAAAUUUAGUAGCUGUAUUAUUGGACCUAAUGAUAAUAUUAAAUAUCCUCCUGCCUCUUCAAAAGUUGAUUGGGAGGUAGAACUAGCUGUUGUCAUUGGGAGAAAAGCAUAUAAUAUACCUGAAACUACAUCGUCUGAUUACAUAUUUGGCUAUACUAUAGCUCAAGAUAUAUCAGCCAGAGAUUGGCAAAAAAUGUUUAAUGGAGGACAGUUUUUACUUGGAAAGGCAAUGGAUACAUUUUGCCCAUUAGGUCCAGCUGUUGUAAAAAAAGAAUAUAUAAAAGAUGUAUAUAAUUUAGGUCUUAGAACAAAAGUAAAUGAUGAAAUAAAACAAGAUUCAAACACAAAGAAUUUAAUUCAUCCAAUAAGUUAUUUAAUAUCAAGACUUUCAAGGUGUGUCACGCUAUUACCGGGAGAUAUAAUUUUAACUGGAACACCGUCGGGAGUAGGAUUUGCAAGAAAUCCUCCAGAGUUUCUUAUUCCAGGUGAUAUUAUAACAAGUGAAAUCGAUGAAAUAGGUUUGAUUAAAAAUAAAAUUUUGUAA
Molecule: messenger RNA, 864 nt
Organism: Pediculus humanus corporis (human body louse)
Lineage: Eukaryota; Metazoa; Arthropoda; Insecta; Psocodea; Pediculidae
Product: fumarylacetoacetate hydrolase, putative
Exons: 4
Coding region: 1-864 (287 amino acids)
Molecular function (GO): hydro-lyase activity
Source: RefSeq, a predicted model, not a curated record